Fusarium mangiferae is the source of this 1608-nucleotide messenger RNA. RefSeq lists its product as uncharacterized. Gene Ontology annotation, molecular function: transmembrane transporter activity. Gene Ontology annotation, biological process: transmembrane transport. The transcript has 8 exons. Bases 1 to 1608 code for a protein of 535 amino acids. The record is from RefSeq and is a predicted model, not a curated record. Lineage: Eukaryota; Fungi; Ascomycota; Sordariomycetes; Hypocreales; Nectriaceae. Gene Ontology annotation, cellular component: membrane.
AUGAAUUCUCAAUCGAGGACCAACAAUAGGCCCGAGUUCCAGUCCAGGAAUGAGGAGGUCGAGACUCGCCGAGAUGUCGCUGAUAGCCCCGAAGAGAUCCCUGAGCCAGUAAUCAAGAAUGGGGUUGUCGUCAGUUCGGCGACCAAGCCCGAGGCCAAGAGUGUCUGGCUCGCCUGGCUCUACAUCUUCAAUUGGUACCCUGGUCAUUACAGUAAGGAGGAGAAGCGACUUCUCAGAAAGCUAGAUCGUACCAUUCUGCCCCUGAUUUGUUCUAUGUACUUCAUCAAGUGGCUUGACCAGUCCAAUAUUAACAAUGCUUAUAACUCGGGUAUGAAAGAAGAGCUUAAUCUCAAAGGGAUCGAGUACAACUUAUUCUCUACCUUCUACAACAUAGGCUACCUGGUGAUGGAGAUUCCCUGCAUGCUGCUCAUUUCUCGUCCCAAAUACGCUCGUUGGGUUCUGCCCAUCUGUGAAACUCUCUGGUCCAUUAUUACCUUUAUUCAGUGCCGGAACAACAGCGCACCGAUGAUCUAUGGCAUGCGUUUCCUUAUGGGGCUGUUCGAAACUCCUGCUGCUACUGGCUCUUUAUACGUUCUUUCCUCCUGGUAUCGGUCUGAUGAGGUGUUCAAGCGUGCUGGAGUCUGGUAUGUUUCGAGCAAUAUCGGUGCCAUGUUUGGUGGCUAUAUGCAAGCUGCCGCUCAUGCCGGUCUCGACGGAAAGGGAGGCAUGGCGGGCUGGCGCUGGGUCUUUAUCAUUGAUGGCAUCAUUUCUCUGCCUAUUGCUAUUGUCGGCUUUUUUCUCUAUCCAGGUGUGCCUACUAGUCCUCGUGUCUGGUGGCUCAGUGAAGACGACCAAAAGCUUGCUCAAGCACGUAUGCAAGACGAUGGGAUGAGGAAGAGCAAGAAGAUUGGCAAGAAGAUGCUGAAGCGCGUCUUUCGUAAGUGGCACUUUUACAUCGCUGUCGGCACCUAUGUCUGCUUUCAACUGACUACUUGGGUUGCUGGCCAGAUGAUUGUCUGGGUAAAGUCUACUGGCCAGUACUCUGUGGAGAUGAUUAACAUCCUACCAACUGGAGUCCAAGCACUGGCCAUUGUGGUCGGUAUCACCGUACCUUCGUUUGUUAUGGUGUAUCCGAUUUGGGUGCCUUUUUGUUUCGCGGGAACUGUCCUUCUCUUCUGCCACUCGGCCCUUUUAGUUUGGAACAUUCCUCUCGGUUUACAUUUUGCCGCAUAUUUCCUCCUUGGCAUGAGUUCUUGCAUUACCCCCAUGCUUUUCCCCUGGAUGACUGUCGGCUGGGCCUUCUUCACCUGGUAUAACGUUGUCGCGUUCCCCAUCACCCAAGGUCCUCGCUGGACCAAGGGGUUCUCAGCAAACGUCGGUCUCACCUGUUGUUAUCUUACUCUAUUUAUGGCAGGUCAAUUUCUCUGGAGACGGGAUAUCAAAGCUGGCCUAUAUAAGAGGGCUAUUGAAGAAGAGGAGAAUGAAGAGGCAGAGAAUGAGAAGCUUGGGUCAGACGGUUUAGAUGACAAGGCUACUAAUCAACAUGUUAGACAGGCUCAUAUUGAGGACAAGAACGCCGAGGAUGAGAGGAUCAAGGAGAUAAAGUAA